Messenger RNA from Prorocentrum cordatum, 469 nucleotides. The record is from the annotation of a GenBank genome assembly. Lineage: Eukaryota; Dinophyceae; Prorocentrales; Prorocentraceae.
CGCAGGAGGAAGUCCGCGUCGGGGUAGUUCAGACCUUCAUGGACGACGGCCUCGUGCUGAUGACGGACCGGGCCCUCACGGGCUCCGCGGAGAAGGGCUCCUUCGAGGGCAUCCUGGGCCUCGGCGUCCCCAUGGACUUCGGCCCGCAGCCCGAGCAGCAGGAGGAGACGAGAACCAGUCCGAGCCGAAGGAGGAGGACGUGCCUCGGGCGUUGCAGGACCUGGUCGACAGGACCGAUCGUGUCUGGCGCGUUCAACGGCUCCAAGGCGACCAGCAUGUUGAACGAAGUCGGCGACGACGCGGCCCCGGCCAACGAGACCAACCAGGAGAGGCCUUCCGCGAGGCCAUGCAGAGCUCAGGGCGCGGCAUCUCGGUCAAGGGCGUCAAGGCCGACGAGACGCGCGCCUACGGGCAGCAGCAGCAGUCCAUGAGCGAGCGGCCGCAGCCGAAGGGGUUCCUGGAGCAGGCG